This is a messenger RNA of Trichomonas vaginalis G3, 1230 nucleotides long. Its product is annotated as histone acetyltransferase protein. Gene Ontology annotation, biological process: chromatin remodeling; positive regulation of transcription by RNA polymerase II. The transcript has a single exon. Gene Ontology annotation, cellular component: histone acetyltransferase complex. Gene Ontology annotation, molecular function: histone H3 acetyltransferase activity; protein binding. The record is from RefSeq and is a predicted model, not a curated record. The coding region runs from base 1 to 1230 and encodes 409 amino acids. NCBI's taxonomy places the organism in Eukaryota, Parabasalia, Trichomonadida, Trichomonadidae.
AUGGACGAGAACUCAGAGUGCCACGCUCGGCUCUCUUGGUUCUCAAGGUCCCCGGACGUUCGGCAACGAGUAUUUCAUCCAGGCUUGCGUCAUCCUUCGAGAUUGAAUACAAAACCCAAAGCUUGGAUUAGACCUCCUGACCAAAAUCCAGAUAUUCAAUUAAAACUAGCACACAACAGAUUUACAUCUCAUGCUCAAAUGCUCAUGCAAUUAUCAGACGCCAAAAAUAUAUUUUCACGACAACUUCCUAAUAUGGGCUCUGCAUACAUUGCCCGAUUAGUUUUUGAUGUCGAAGCCGAGACCGUAAUGGUUAUGCAUCGUGGCAGGGUCAUGGGCGGUAUAUGUUCUCGAUUAUUUAUGAAAGAAGAAUUUGUUGAAAUCGUUUUUUGUGCGGUCGAUUGCACACUUCAAUCACGUGGCUACGGUAGAAUUGCCAUGAAUUUCUUGAAAGAUGUUUUACAAACUCACGAACUCUACGAUAUUUUAACUUGUGCAGAUAACGAAGCUGUUACUUAUUUCAAGAAGCAAGGAUUCAACAGCAAAGAAAUUUUGAUAGAUCCUAAGCGCUGGGUUGGCUGCAUUAAAGACUACGAAGGCAUUACUCUUGUUCAUUGUCACAUAGCUCCAGAUAUCGACUAUUCUAAGAUGCCACAAGUCAUUGCCAAGCAGAUCAGUCUGUUGUCCAAGAAAACAGGCAUCAAAGUUAACCAAAUGCCGCGUGAAUUUGAUUUUACAUGGAAUGGUUAUCCACAACGACCAACAUUUAUUUCGAUUCCGAUACCGAAACUGCUCAAGAAUGCAAUAAACGCGAAGCCACCAGAAGAUUAUGAUAAAAAAAUGGAGACAUUCAGAGCAAAAUGCAUCAAAAUAUUACAAGAGCUUAAAGCGGACAAAAGGUUCGGUCUUACAUUCAUCAGACCAGUUACAGAAGAAAUUGCUCCAGGAUACUUCGCAAAAAUACCAAAACCAAUGGAUUUUCUUACAAUCGAGAAACGCUUAGCCAAAUUCCCAGAUUAUUAUAAAUCUCCUUAUCUACUAGCUAAAGAUAUCCAACUAAUGUGCAUAAACUGCCAGAGAUUCAACGCUCCAGAUACAAUUUUCUUCAAGCAGGCCAAUGAAGCCAUGUCUGCUUUCAUAGAGUUAUAUAAUCAGGAGUUCCCUGAUUAUCCACUUGACGCUGAGCUUAGUGUCCUCCCUCCGCCACCUCCGCCUCAGAAGUCAUCGAAAUAA